This is a messenger RNA of Centropristis striata (black sea bass), 4778 nucleotides long. It is a transcript of the gene map3k19, whose product is annotated as mitogen-activated protein kinase kinase kinase 19. Gene Ontology annotation, biological process: protein phosphorylation. Gene Ontology annotation, molecular function: protein kinase activity; ATP binding. NCBI's taxonomy places the organism in Eukaryota, Metazoa, Chordata, Actinopteri, Perciformes, Serranidae. The record is from RefSeq and is a predicted model, not a curated record. The transcript has 14 exons. The coding region runs from base 4 to 4023 and encodes 1339 amino acids.
GUGAUGCUUGCUGUCCGGGACAUUGACCUGUUUGAGGACAUGGCGACAGCGUUGCCAUGGGAACACAGACCUGUGGAGGUGGUCAAGGAACUGCUGGGAUUCUCAGCUGAUCUGCAGGUCCGAGACCACAGCGGUUGUUCUGCUCCCCAUUAUGCUGCUGCCAUCACCAGCUCUCUGAAGGACGAGAUCAUUCACAUGAUGGUGGAGGCCCUGAGUCACACAGAUGCUGCCUCCAUGUCAGUCCUAGCCCUUGACAAAUACUCAUGCCAGGAUUCGGGCUCAGAGUUUGGAGAUUCAGAUUUAGAGUUGGACCUGGAGAGCCUUUAUCCUGAUCAGUCCAUCGCUGCUUCCCCCACUCAGACACCAACCCAUCAGCACGGCUUUCUACUAUACAACCACACAGGGGAAGUGCUGGAGUCUGCAGGGUACCCUCCUCCAACUGACCAUCAUAAAGGCCUAACCCAAGAUAAGGGAAUCCCCCUCUGUUUCCAAAACGCCAUGGAAACCCUAAGAGACAUCAGGCAAACCUACCAGGAUGCAGGGAGGGGAAGCAGCAGAGGAGGUUUGUCUCUGCCCAGCUUGGGCGACAACAGCAGGCGCUGGAGCCAUCCGGAUCCUGCUCCCUCACCUGGUUUGCUGAGUACCAGGACAUGCGGUCUGCCGGUACCCCCUAAACACAGGCAGAGAACAAGAAGUGUAGUUGCUGCGUCCCCAUCCUCUCCUGGCCUAUUGUCUGUGGCUGAGACCAGCCAGCUCAGCCAAUCAGCUCCCAGCAUCAUGGAACCACUACUGUGUUCAAACACUAUGAUCCAGGCCAGAGCUCACAUUCAGACCCGACUGGGUUCUCAAGACACUGUAAAUGAGCAAAAGUUCUCACAGGGUCCCUUGCUCGCUCUGCAUCCCAGAACACCUAAGUUGUUGGCACCACUAGACAGCAGGCCCAGGGAUAUUGCAGCUCUGCCAGCACUAAAGCAUCACGUUCCCCUGAAGCCCAUUAGCCGCAGCCCCCUUUGCCCCAGGACAAGGCUGAGGAGACAGAGGCUGUCCUGGGGCAGCCCACGCGCUGGCCCUCUGACCACUAAGGGGGGUAGUGAGGAGAGCGGGUCCAGCAGCAGCCAGAGUUCCAUCGAUCUGGAAGAUGAGGAUAACGAGAUGCGUGAGAGAGCUUCAGGAGGAAGCCAUCUAAAGUUUGUUAGCGAGAGACUGCUGUUAAACAAUGUGAGCUCCACCAAGGCUGAUUUGCUCGGGGGGACACGGCAGCAUUUCAAAGCUCAAUCAAGGCUCAGUUCUAUUCCAGCAAUCCACAGAUCAGUGCAUGACCUCGAUGGAGAGCCUAUAAAUCAUUCAAGUGAUGAUCUCAGCAAGGAAAGAGCUGUUAACUCUCACUGUAAAGACAAAGCUACUAAUAUGAGUUAUACAAGAGAGCCUGUUGAUAGUCAGUCAUUUAUAAAAUGUAAUUAUGGACAUCAAGAAGACACCUUGAACAAUGAAAUACCUAUCACACCAAAGUCUAAGGCAGAAAAGACUAAUGUGAGCUGCACCCCAGAGCCUGAGACUGAGAUAAGCCAUGGGAUAACAUUUAAUAUGAACAAUGAUCUUGGUGAUCUUUUUGCAUCCUCUGAAGAGACUUCCAGAUAUGACCUGCAGCAUAUAAAACAAACCGAAAGAACAAUGAGGGAUUCUUGUUGUGAAGAAACUAGAGUAGAUAACCAUCAUAAGGAGGAUGUAAGGUCAACUCUGAGCACUACUGAGGAGAAAAGGCAAUUAUUUACUCCAGCUGUAACCCUUCCACAGUCAGACAUGGAUCCCAGGAGAGAGGAAAGGAUGCUGAAAGUCUCUAAGCCUGUCCGGAACAAGGAGAAUAGAACAAGCAUGAAAGGUGAACUAAGAGCAAACAUUCAAACAAGCCAGCAGUCCUUCAAUGUACUAGCAUACAAAGACCGAAGCAUUCUUAAUCGGAACAAGUCCAAAAGCAAUCUCAAGUUCUCCUCACUUUCCACACAAGUUAAAGAUAAAUCGAGGAAAAGCCCCGAGAUAAUAAUCAGUGGCGAGCCGGUCACAAAGGUAAAGCUUAAAUCUGUUAAAGUUCCUCACUGUCCAUCACCACGGAAGAAGCUUAUUGAUCAGGGGAAAAGAGCAAAUCCUGACAAAAUGAAUAACAGAGUCCAACAGCAUCCACCAGUGAGGGAGCUGAAGAAUAUCCGACAGUUAAAGAGACCUGGUCUAGCGGGGGCAGCAAGGUCUAAAUCAGUUUCAGACUUCAUCACCUACAAAGACAUGUUUCAACAGAUACAGAGUGCGGAUGAAGGACCGGCCAUCUACGAGAUGUUUGCUGGUCCGAUCUAUGAUAAUCUACGAGUUUCCAGCUCCUGUGAGAAAGUAAAGGACAGACAAGUGCAAUCUGCUCCACCUAGGAAGACGCAGCAGUGCCAUAAAGUCAAACGCAGACCGUUGAAACAAGCACAGAAGAGAAGUCCAGGGGACAGUAUGGUGGUUUUAGAUAAAAUCAAACCAAAACUUGCAUCCUCCAGAGUGAAACCUCACCUCACACCAGUACCAAGGAAUGCCACACACAAAAUAAAGGACAUGCCUGAAUCAGAUGGACACACAGAGUUAGUUCUCUCAAAAGAUGUUGAUAAAUGUCAUAGUAGUGCUCAAGGAAAGGUUGGAGAUCAUAUGUUAAAUACCAUAGAGGAAGCUCUUUCUCUAUAUGAAUCUGAAACAAUCAAAUCUGAUGACAAAACACUCACUAUACCAGCAGCUUCAGCUCAUGCUGAAGAUUAUAGUCACAUGCACAUGAAUAUGCAAGAAACAGAAAACCCAAACCCAACGGGUUCUGAGCCUGUGUUACCUGAAAGCCCCCAACAUCCGAAGAUCAACACCUGGACGUCUUCCGAAAGGAGCAGCAGCAACACCAUCAUGUCUCCGGUUUACCAGAAGUUUCUGGAUGAGGUGGGGGACGGACCCCUUACGGAUGACCUGCUCCAAUGUCUGGCUGAAGAGCUCAUCUCAUUGGACGAGAGGGAUGUAUCUGAAAACUCCAACAAAGAAGAUGAUCCCGUAUCAGGGGUGAAUACAUUUCCUGAGGUUAACUCAGUGGACAGUGCUGCUCUGCUUGGCUCUGGGUUGGUUGUGGAUGACGCCAUCACAUGGACAAAGGGUGAAGUACUUGGCAGGGGAGCCUAUGGGACGGUGUACUGUGGCCUGACUGGCCAGGGCCAGCUGAUAGCUGUGAAGCAGGUCAGCCUGGAUGCCUCUGACCCUGACGCAGCAAAGAGGGAGUACGGUCGUCUGCAGGGGGAAGUGGAGCUGCUCAAAACCCUUAAACACAACAGCAUCGUGGGCUUCCUGGGGACUUCACUUCAUAAGCAUGUGGUUUCUAUAUUCAUGGAAUACGUCCCAGGAGGAUCCAUCGCUAGUAUCCUACACAGGUUUGGUCCUCUUCCAGAGCGCGUCUUGGCUCUAUACACCCAGCAAAUCCUGGAAGGGGUGGCCUACCUUCACCUGAACCGGGUAAUCCACCGUGACUUGAAGGGUAACAACGUCAUGCUGAUGCCAACUGGAGUCAUCAAGCUCAUAGACUUUGGCUGUGCUCGCCGUCUCAGCUGUCUGAACCACACAGCUAGCAACAGUGGUGAUCUGCUCAAGUCUGUCCACGGCACACCUUACUGGAUGGCACCAGAGGUUAUCAACGAGACAGGAUAUGGCAGGAAAUCAGACAUAUGGAGUGUGGGGUGCACAGUGUUUGAGAUGGCAACAGGCAAACCACCAUUGGCACACAUGGACAAGAUGGCUGCCUUGUUCUACAUUGGGGCUCAAAGAGGGUUGAUGCCAUCGUUACCAGAUGCGUUUUCGGAGAACGCCAGGGAUUUUGUAAAUAUCAGUUUAACAAGUGACCAGAGACUUCGGCCAUCUGCAGACCAGCUGCUGAAGCAUUCAUUCAUCCCCCAAUGUGGGACUGGAGUGACCUCUUGGGAAACACAGAAGAACUGCUGCGGUCACCCAGAGGGACUGUGUGGUUAACAAUACUAUGAAUAUAUUUAGUUCAAGGAAACUUUUAAAUGAUUUCAGUCGGAUUCACAACUUAAAAUUGAUAGUAUUAUUUUUGUGACUGUUUGAGGUCUGCCACCUAUCCCCAGUGAAGCACUUGUAAUUCAGGAACAUGUGGUGCUGGGAGUGACCCAGACCUUUUUGGAAACUACAAUACAAAGUAGAAGACAUCAUCCUUGCAUUCUUGAGUUGAAGUUAAACAAAGUACAUAAGAAGCACUUUUAUGCAUUUAAUAGAGCCUAUAAAAUGUGAACAGAUAGAUGCCAGAUUGUGUCACUUUGGGACAGUUUCUAUAGCAAUCUUAUACACGUGCCAAUCUUAUGAAUACCUUAACUUUUUUUUACAUGUAUAGUUUUUUUCUGUGAUUCCAAUGACUUGUGCCUAAUCCAUAUUGCAGCAUAAUUUUCAGAACCUACUGAGAAUGUGAAUUAUUUCCUGUUAGAUUUCCUCUGACAAGUACUUAUGAAAGCAGUGUGUGCAACUGUACAACAUGCCACUGACUAGAAAGACUGUCAGUACUAUAUACUGUAUAAGCAAUUAUUCCACGGCACAUGAACGCUCUACAAAUGCCCUAUUUCGCAAUGUAAAUAAAGAAAGUAAAAAAUUGAUGUAUCCACACUGUGAUGUGGAUCCUCUUCAACAUGUAAUGGACUCAUCAUUGCCCUAUGCUACAGCCUUCCACCUAGUUUCAUGAAAAUUUUGACAGUAAUUUUUCAGUAAUCCUACAA